This is a messenger RNA of Rhodamnia argentea, 1765 nucleotides long. Its product is annotated as 3-dehydroquinate synthase homolog. The record is from RefSeq and is a predicted model, not a curated record. Gene Ontology annotation, molecular function: oxidoreductase activity; 3-dehydroquinate synthase activity. Lineage: Eukaryota; Viridiplantae; Streptophyta; Magnoliopsida; Myrtales; Myrtaceae. The transcript is spliced from 10 exons. Gene Ontology annotation, biological process: aromatic amino acid biosynthetic process. Bases 100 to 1398 code for a protein of 432 amino acids.
CAUUCACGAUUGAAACUCCGGGUCAUGAAGUCGUAGGCCCGACCCGAACAACAUGCAGAUGGGACGACUUGCAGAGACUGCGGGAAGGCGAAGAAGAAGAUGAUGAUGAGUAUUGUGCUCUCUUCUGCUUCCUCGGUCGCAGUCGGUGCACGCAUCACCUGUCUCGCGCCUGAAACGGUGAACUGGGAUAGAUGCAGAUUCGUGACUCGGAAAGCUUCUCCGCUCGAAAGAAUCGGUCACAUCUGUAACAAGGCGAAGUUGCUCGCCAGUUGUUGUUCGGAGACGAUGCCUCGUGCUUCUUCUUCGUCGUCGGUCACUUCGGCCGAUUAUGAGCGAGCGAAGGAGGUUUGGAUUUGCACGGAGAACAAGCAAGUGAUGACGGCCGCGGUCGAGAGAGGAUGGAACACGUUCUUGUUCUCGUCUCAGAAUCAGGGUCUCGCUAAUGAGUGGUCAUCACUUGCUUUGAUAAAUCCUCUCUUUGUUGAAGAGGGAGAUAUUUUGGAUGUCGAGAAGAUAAGGGUUGCCGUGGUGAGGAAAGUUUUAUCUCCAGAGGAUGUACAGAAGCUCCACCCCGAGAGCGAGCAGGCUCAGAUUGUUGUUAUAGAUUUUGCAGAUUGGCAGGUAAUACCCGCAGAAAAUAUCGUUGCAACAUUCCAAGGAAGCCAAAAGACUGUAUUUGCCAUCUCAAGAAAUCUGUCUGAAGCACAGAGUUUCCUCGAGGCCUUGGAACAUGGUCUGGGUGGAGUUGUUCUCAAAGUCGAGGAUGUCAAUUCUGUACUUGAUCUAAAAGCCUACUUUGAUAGAAGAGAGGAGGUCAAAAGUUUGUUGAGCUUAGAGAAGGUGGUUAUUACUGGGGUUCAUACAGCAGGAAUGGGCGAUCGAGUGUGUGUUGAUCUGUGUUGUCUCAUGAAACCCGGUGAAGGGCUUCUGGUUGGAUCAUUUGCUAGAGGGCUUUUCCUUGUUCAUUCAGAAUGCAUGGAAUCAAAUUAUAUUUCCAGCAGACCAUUCAGAGUCAAUGCUGGACCUGUGCAUGCCUAUGUUGCUGUUCCAGGGGGUAGAACUUGCUAUCUAUCUGAGCUAAAAGCAGGCAAAGAAGUAAUUGUCGUUGACCAGAGAGGACGUCAAAGAACAGCAGUUGUUGGGCGCGUGAAGAUAGAGUCUAGACCCCUAAUUCUCGUGGAGGCAAAGAUCGACCUAGACAGUGAAAUUCAUUAUGCCAUUUUACUACAAAAUACAGAAACAGUUGCCUUAGUCAGUCCUCAUCCAGGAGAUGGGCUCAAAAGCCCAGCAGCAAUUCCUGUGACUUCUCUGAAGGUUGGAGAUGAAGUGGUAUUGAGGACACAGGGAGGUGCCCGGCAUACGGGGAUUGAAAUCCAAGAGUUUAUCAUGGAGAGAUGAACGGAGUGUGUAUUAUGAGAGAAAUUGGUCUGCAAUUUCUCACGGGACUGGCUAUAACUGGGAUUAGCUGCUGGGCCUUGGUAAAAAAUUUAUUUUGUAUUGUGCUGUGAGAGUGAAGCUAAAAGGAGUUUGUGCAUUCACGGAUAAAGUCAGCACUGUUCGUCAUUACUAAAAGUCAUUCACCCAUUCGCGACCGACAGCAGAUUGAAGCUGGAGUAGCCACAGUCUGUCCCCGGUAAAUAGCUGAGUAGAUGUAUAUUGUCUCCGCCUUUGAUGGUAGACAUUGUAACUCCUGCAUUAGAAUUUAGAAAUGCUUGAAAUCCAGCUCUUUCCGGCGUGGAAAGCCUCGCUGGUGAUGCUACUCUAA